AUGACUGAGGAUCCUUUAAAGCAAGCUGACGGAGACAACAGAGGACUUGGGGAGGUUCUUCACUCUGUACUUUCUACGUGCGAAAGAGAGCUCCAGAGUGUCAUUUCUCCAACAGUCCGUAUGUCCACCAAAAAGAACGUAAUGCAUUCACUCCUAAAGACUGAGAUCCUUCUAGCCAGGUUUUUAGUCCUAUAUAGAUGGGUUAAAAAAUCAGAAACGACAAAAAUUUAUAAUCAAAUUAAGAAUGCAUUUGAAGAAAACACGCAAAAAGUCAGAAAGAAAUAUCGGCAAAUCAGAAAUGCAAUUAAAACAGACAGUGAUCUCAAAACAUUUGAAUUUAUUCCACAAGUUCAGCCAAUUGAAGAGAUUGUCUUCAACACAUCGCCUCGAAACAUAUAUCUCUGUCUUUUGCAACAGAAAAUUCCAUCAGAAAUUACUAGUAUUUCGUUAAAAAAUAAAACGAUUUUUGUUACUUCAAAUGGCUAUUAUAACUACUCGGUAAAGAUCUCACAUAACGGCGGAUUACAUUUCUCUUCAUUAAACCUUCUAUUUCCAACCACAGAAAAAUUUUCAACAAAAAUUUUGUUAAUUUUAUCACAAAUCGUUGAAAAAAGCGAAUCAUUAUUCUACGAUAUUCAUACAUGGCUCAAGCGCUUAUAUACUAUCGGUCAAUUCGUUCUAAUGUGCGAAAAAUUGAAAAAACAUGAAAAAAUUUUCGGAUAUUCUUUACGACAAUCUGACGGCUCCGUUCAUAUCAUAUUUGGAGCCAAUGUAGAUUACCAAGUCGAGUUUAAUAUGUCUCCAACCGAUUGCGGAAUCUGCAUUUUCUCAUCUAAGCCAUUAGAACGACCAGACAAGACAAAAUCGUUUUACAAAGCUAUAUUCGCGAACUCAUAUCCGGAUAUAGUCCCAAUUCUCUCAGAAAUGAGGGAUAUUGCUCAUUAUUCAAUCAUAUCAUCUGUAUCUAACAGACUUUCACAUGCUUUCGUUGUUGCAGGGUUCCCAAGCUUCAUGUGCGAAUGUACACGUACAGAGAUAGUCGUAAAACUCAACGGAAGAGACUUUUGUCGCGUAUUUUUGUCUCGUUUCGAUUCCAACGUCGAAACCGAAAUUUUUGACGAUAUCGGAGUGUCAGGACCAGAGCUUGUCCAUUGCCUGUCAUGUGACGAGUGCGAGAGAAUCUCUAUUUCCCAUUCUUUGUAUUUAGUUUCAGUUGUAAGAGAUCUGUUGAAUUUAGUUGAAUUUCGAAUCGCGCAAUCGUUUGCACCACCUAUUCCUGUUAAAUCUGUGCAGCCAAGAGCGAUUCGGUUCAGUUUUGCUCCAGAUUUUGUCAUCAAAUUAUCAGAUACACGUGGCCGACCACGUUUGGAUGUUAUUUCAAACGACGGAGUGGUCACAUCCACAAAUGAGAUGAUAUUGUUGAACGAAACAAAGCAUUUGUUCGAUACUCGAAACAAAUUAUUAAAUGCAGUGCUUUCUGCAAAGCCAGCUGUUGUUAUUCUGCAACUACAGAAGUUCUUGUUCAACGAAGGUAUCGAAAGUCAUGCAGAAAAUAACAAAAUCCACUUCCAAAUUCAACCAUUUGAAUGUGUUGAGUUUAGAUGCGAUAUGACCGGCUACUGGACCUUGUUCUUUGUUAAGCCAUUGCCACUCCAUGAUGACGCAACGGUCUGCAUCCAUGGAAAUGGAUUUUCGUCAGAUUUCUGUCAAUGGCUCAAAAGAUUGAUCACAGUUAUUGGUCUAGAGCUCGGUUUAGUAUCACAAUUAGAGAGUAUAUCCAUGAUGAAGAAUAUUAUCUCCAAAUUUUGCACAGAAAACAAACUUCAAUUUUCCAAUCUCUUCCAGAACACGACGCGAAGGUUGAACCUUACAGUAAACAACGUACAGUUCAUAGAAAAGAAGAGAAACGUCGAACAUUUCAAAUUAGUCGGGUAUCGCCAUGCUCAUCUUUCGUUUGAGACACUUUUGAACACUUUCGACCUUUUCUCUACACGUAUUGAUAAUUCCAUGUACUUAACUCCGAGUUUGGUGACGAUUCAUAAAGCAUUUGCUGAUCGGCCAAAUUGGUCGAUUCAAAUGCACGAGCAAUUCAAAGUCUUGUUGAUUUUUAUGAGAAGGCACAUGAUGAAGAUUAAUUUUAACAGUUUUAUUAAUCUCCACGUGCAAAUUAGCGUUACAGAUGAAGAUUUGCAGAUUCCGAUGCAUAAAUUUGUUUACCAGCACACGAUAACUAUUAUGCAGAUUGAAGAUAUGCGGAAGUCUGUUGAAGAGUUCUUUGCCUUGCUUUAUUGUCUGGAAAAAUAUGGUUUUCAAAAACAUGAAAAUUACAAAACCGAAAUUUCCAGGAAAGGUCAAGUUAAGAAAGAACCAAUGAUCAGAUAUCUUCCCCAAACAUUCGGAGAACUCACAGUGAAUGUCCUUAUCACUACAAAAGGUCCACAAUUCGAGUUUCAAGGUAGACCAUCUGAUGAUGCCAACAAAUUCAUGAAUUUGCUGGGAGAUGGUAUGCAAGGAUUCUUGUUUAAGCGUUUAAUUGGCUUUUACAUGAUAGAUCCUCAGCUUGGAUUCGAUAUUUCGAUCUGGAUUCCAAAAAUUAUGAAAACUCAGAAGUUUGAUUGCGAGGAAAGCCUCAAAACAAUUAAACCCGACUUGCAGACAAAGAUAUUCAGAAUGAAAAUCAUCAAAAUCGAAGAUCCUUCGUUUAUUGGAGUCGAAAUUUCAAAACAAAAUGAUGUCUUGCGCUUAAUUUGUGUCUAUAACGGUAACCAAGUUGAGCAAUUCUCUGAAUUUAGAACUCUGACUAAUUUUAUUAAUGCUUUGUAA
Molecule: messenger RNA, 2823 nt
Organism: Trichomonas vaginalis G3
Lineage: Eukaryota; Parabasalia; Trichomonadida; Trichomonadidae
Exons: 1
Coding region: 1-2823 (940 amino acids)
Source: RefSeq, a predicted model, not a curated record